Condylostylus longicornis is the source of this 1689-nucleotide messenger RNA. RefSeq names its product cytochrome P450 6g1-like. The record is from RefSeq and is a predicted model, not a curated record. The transcript is spliced from 5 exons. NCBI's taxonomy places the organism in Eukaryota, Metazoa, Arthropoda, Insecta, Diptera, Dolichopodidae. The coding region runs from base 108 to 1655 and encodes 515 amino acids. Gene Ontology annotation, molecular function: heme binding; monooxygenase activity; oxidoreductase activity, acting on paired donors, with incorporation or reduction of molecular oxygen. Gene Ontology annotation, biological process: insecticide catabolic process; response to DDT.
UUGUUAAAGUUCACAAGUGCUUUCUCUGUUUAAAAAAUUUUUAUUACUGAAUAUUAUAAAAAUAUAAUAAAAAUUGUCAGUUUUAUAUAUUGGACGAAGGAAUUGAAAUGGAAAUUCGUACAAUAACUUUUUUAUUUUUUAUAAUAGCGGUUUGCUCUUUGAUAUACAAAAUAUAUCGAAAUUAUUUAUCAUACUGGAAUAACCGGAAAGUACCAUCUGUGAGGACAUUUCAAAAGUUUUUUGAUGUGUUGUUCUUAUAUAAAAAAUGUCCUGCAAUAGCUUUUAAUGAAAUCUAUGAAGAUCGUAACACCAGAAAUGAGCCAGUUGUUGGAAUUCAUAUAUUUCACAGACCAGCUUUAGUCAUCAAAGACCCUGAGCUAAUAAAAAAAGUUUUGAUUAAAGACUUCAACUACUUUCAAGACAGGUUUACAACAGCAGAUAUACAUAGGGAUUUAUUAGGAAGCAACAAUUUAUUUCUACAAAAAAACCCUCGUUGGAAAAAAAUGCGUACUAACUUAACGCCGGUUUUUACAAGUGGCAAAAUAAAACAAAUGUUUUCAUUAGCAAAUGAUAUUGGGAAAGAGCUUGACAGACAUAUACUUGCAUUAACAGAAAAUUCACCAAAUGAAUCCGAUCAAGAAGUUAAAGGUAUUGCGCAAUUAUUUACAAUAGAUGUCAUUGCUAGUAUCGCAUUUGGUAUAGAUGCCAAUAGCAUGUCCAAUCCUAAAGCAGAUUUUUUAAAACAUGGACGAGAAAUUUUUAAUUUUACAAGGUGGAGAAGCUUUGAAUUCUCAUCACUGUUCUUUUUACCUGAUAUAGUCUCCUUUUUAAAUGUUAAGGUUUUCACAGAAAAAUCAACGCAUUUUCUAAAAUCAUCAUUUCGACAUAUAAUGCAAGAACGUGAAAAAUCGAAUAUGCAAAGAAAUGACUUAAUAGAAGCGUUAUUACAAAUACGAAAACAACAAAAAUUCGAAAAAGAUCAAAAUAAAAUAUUAGAUGAAACAUCUUUGAUAGCUCAAGCGGCUACUUUUUUCAUAGCUGGAUACGAAACAAGCUCAACAACAAUAUCAUUUGCAUUAUGGCAACUUACGCUAAACCCUGAGAUACAAGAUCGACUUCGUCUAGAAAUAAAGAACGUUCUUGAGAAAAGUAAUGGAAAAUUGACAUAUGAUUUAAUACACAAUAUGGAAUAUUUAAAUAUGGUAGUGCAAGAAACACUCAGAUUGUACCCGGUAUUACCAUUUUUAGAUAGAAUUUAUAAAGAUCCAGGAGGGAAAGAUUACACUUUAGAACCAUUUUGCAAAGGGUCGAUAAAAAGUGGAACACCAAUUCAUAUCCCAAUAUACUCUAUACAACGCGACGAAAAUUAUUUUGAAAACCCCAACAAAUUUGAUCCAGAAAGGUUUACAAUUAACAAUAAGAAAAAAAUAGUUCCUUAUUCAUUUAUGCCAUUCGGUGUGGGCCCAAGGAAUUGUAUCGGCGAACGUUUUGGAUUAUUACAAACGAAAAUUGGAUUACUAUACUUUUUGAAAAGCCAUAAACUUGAAAUAUCUGAACGAACUUUAAAGGAAACAAAAUUAAACAAUAAAGCUUUACUUUUACAAUUGAAGGAUGGUAUUUAUGCUAAACUUGUGAGAGAUCCUCUUGUUAUAUAGAAGCAAUAUUGUCAAAUAAAUAAGUAUUAAUGGC